AAGUCAACCUUCUCCUUCCUUGUCGAAUCUUGACUCAACGUGCGAUGCAGCCAAUGACGGCACAAAACCAUCAAAUCGAUCUCCAAAUUCCACCGGGAAGAGUCUAGACCCUCUCCCAACUCAGCCAUAAAAGCUCAGCGAUCGCCACUUCCCUCCUUCAUCAACUCACCGAUCCAUCUGAUCUCUGCGACUGCGACCGCCGCUACAACUGCAAUUGUCAUUUGUCGGGCGCAAUCAGACAUGGGGACUAUGGUCGGUCAUGUGGCACCGGGGUUCGGGUUCUUGGUCAUCGGCCUCUGGCACCUCUUCAACCACGUGCGGCUCCGCUCGGUGCGCCCCGCCUCGUACGCCUCCCUCCCCUGGUUCCCGGCCGGAGCCGGCAAGCUCCGCCACUUGGAGCUCCACCUCAUCGCCCUCGGCAGCCUCGCCUCCAUCUCCAUGGAGCUCGUCAUCGGCCCUGAUAAGCACCAGCCCUUCGACGACGACGGCUCCAUCCCCUCCAACCACCUCCACAACUUCGAGCACGCCGCCAUCUCCCUCGCCCUGUUAGUCUACGCCGUCCUCGGCGUCGCCCUCGACCGCCUCCGCGCGCCGCUGCGCGACGAGCUCACGAUGCUGCUGGCGGCGGCCGCCUUCGCGCAGCAGCUGCUGAUGUUCCACCUCCACUCCGGGGACCACAUGGGCGUGGAAGGGCAGUACCACCGGCUGCUGCAGACCGUUAUCGCCGUCUCGCUGGCCACCGCCCUUUUGGCCGUGGCCCACCCGAGGAGCUUCCUGAUCAGCUUCGUGAGGUCAGCCAGCAUCGCCUUCCAAGGGGUAUGGUUCGUGGUCAUGGGGUUCAUGCUGUGGACGCCGGGCCUCAUCUCCAAGGGGUGCUUCAUGAACCUGGAGGAGGGCCACCGGGUCGUGCGCUGCCACACCACGGAGGCGCUCGACCGGGCCAAGUCGUUGGUCAACCUCCAGUUCAGCUGGUUCAUGACCGCCUUCGUCGUUUUCUGCGUCCUCUUCUAUCUGCUCGUCACCAGGGCCUAUCCGGAGGAGCCACGGUACCUUCCCGUGGUCAAGGAAGAAGGCGGAUCCCACGACGAGGAGGAAGAGGAGAUGGACUUGGAAUCGCAGAAGCUGAUGGAAUCUGCGAGCUUCGCUCGUAUGGGAACAGGACUCAUCAGGGCUAUGGAGCUCGAGAGGUAAACUAAUUAAGGAUGGCAGGCAGCAACUCAAUGUACAGUGAUUUGUUAAACUAUUGGAUAGCCUCUGCUUAGAUUUCUCCAUUUCUCUUCUAUUUGUAUUGGCUUUCGAUCGGUGAUCAAAUGGAUUCCGCUUCAAGGCGUUUCAUGUGG
Zingiber officinale is the source of this 1340-nucleotide messenger RNA. RefSeq lists its product as uncharacterized. The transcript has a single exon. NCBI's taxonomy places the organism in Eukaryota, Viridiplantae, Streptophyta, Magnoliopsida, Zingiberales, Zingiberaceae. The coding region runs from base 241 to 1191 and encodes 316 amino acids. The record is from RefSeq and is a predicted model, not a curated record.